Molecule: messenger RNA, 1671 nt
Organism: Penicillium subrubescens
Lineage: Eukaryota; Fungi; Ascomycota; Eurotiomycetes; Eurotiales; Aspergillaceae
Product: CocE/NonD family hydrolase
Exons: 1
Coding region: 1-1671 (556 amino acids)
Molecular function (GO): dipeptidyl-peptidase activity
Source: RefSeq, a predicted model, not a curated record
AUGACAGGACCACCAGUAAAACGCACCUUCGCAGCCGCAACCCUAGACUACCUAGGAGCCCGGUACGUCGGUGCAGGGCCCGAGACAUGCAACUACACCACGCAAGCCAUCCAAAUUCCCAUGCGAGACGGGAUCGAACUAGCAGCCGACCUUUACGAGCCAGAAAUCCCCGUAGGCCAGACCCCCGCCGGCCUCAUCCUGAUCCAGUGCUGCUACGGUCGCGGCGCGGGUAUCUCGUUCAUCAACGCCCGCGUCUUCGCUGCUCGAGGCUUCCAGGCCCUCUUCGUCAGCACGCGAGGCACGUAUGGCUCCGGCGGCACGUUCGAUCCUGGAAGUAAUGAACAGUCUGAUAGCCAAGAUAUUGUGGGGUGGAUGCGCCAGCAACCCUGGUACCACGGCUCGUUUGCGACCUUGGGCGCCUCUUAUCUGGGUUACAGCCAGUGGGCGCUUUUGCGUGAUCCACCAGCUGACUGUGUCGCUGCGGUGAUUCCUGUUGCGCCUCAUGAUCAAGCAUGGCAUACGUGGGGUACUGGGUCUUUUCGUCUUGAUCGUGCCUCGUGGAGCGAUAUGAUGUCUAAGAGGGACGAUGAAAAGGGGAGUUUUCUCUCCCGAUUGGCUAAUAUACCUGGCUUGAGCUUUUUGCGGUCGCCGGAGCUUGAACGGGCGGUUGCUAGUCUUCCAUUGGAAGAUAGUCUGCAGAAAUACUUUGGAGACAGGGCUCCGUGGUUGUUCGAGUAUUUGAAACAUCCUGAUGUUGAUGAUGUUUACUGGACAUCGCGUCAACACCAGGUUGCCCUGGACCGCGCGAAGAUUCCCAUUCUACUGAUCAGUGGGUGGUAUGAUACGUUCACGACGCAGACAAUGCAUCAAUUUAAGCAUUUGAAUGAUCGAGGCGUGAAUGUGAGCCUGAUCGUUGGUCCAUGGACCCACGUCCAAGGCUCGGGUCUGCAUUCGGUUCCAGAGAUACUAGACUUCCUCGCUGAACAUCUGACCAAAACUGGAAAAUACAAACACCCUCAAGCUCGCAUCUUUGUCACCGGCUCCCAGGAAUGGCGCUCAAUGCCUACCUGGCCUCCAUCGACCCAGUCGAAAAAUUUCUAUCUACAGGCGAAUAAACGUCUUGGUUUGAAGCAGCCUGAGCAAGACGCAAGCCCCACAUCUUUCAUCUUCGACCCUUUGGCUCCUACCCCCAGUAUCGGAGGCAAUCAAAUGUCUGCUGGCGGACGGGUAGACGAUAGCGCCUAUGCGGAUCGACCAGAUGUGCUAGUCUUUACAAGCGAGACUCUUUUCGAAGAUAUCGAGGUCCUCGGCAUUCCAUCUGUCCAUUUCAUCCAUACAAGCGAUCCGCCAUUCGCAGAUCUGUUCCUGCGAAUCAGUGAAGUCGACGCCUAUGGUGUGUCCCAUAAUAUUACAGAGCUAUACCAAGCACUUGAUCCAUCGCGUGACACAUCUCAACCUCUUGUUUUAGACCUGCAAGACUGUGCUCAUCGAUUCCGGGCCGGCACGCGGGUGAGACUGAUUGUUGCAGGAGGCUGUUUCCCAAUGUAUGCGAGGAGCCUUGGGACUGCGGAGGAUCGUGUGCGGAGUGAUAAGGCGGUCCCUCAGACGCAUACUGUUACUGUUUCUGGCGGAGUGUCGAAACUUAUUCUGCCUGUCAAUAUUGCUGCGUGA